UCUCGACUGACAAGCGCAAUUUGGCGGUCUGACACCGCUGCAUUCUCGUUUCCGAUUCAGUUGGCUGGUUGAGCUUUUGGCUGCUGCGAUGGCUUCCAAUCUGGCAUUGGCGGUGCUGCUCCUGGUCGCGAGCUGCGCGUUGGCGGCGUCCGCGGCGAAGUACACCGUCGGCGACACCUCCGGCUGGACCACCGGGGCGGACUACACCACCUGGGCCAGCGACAAGAAGUUCAAAGUCGGCGACUCCCUCGUGUUCAACUUCGCCGGAGGGGCGCACACGGUGGACGAGGUGAGCGCGGCGGACUACGCGUCCUGCUCCUCCGCCAACGCGCUCAGCAGCGACGGCAGCGGCGCGAGCACCGUCGCGCUCAAGACCGCGGGGAAGCACUACUUCAUCUGCGGCGUCGCCGGACACUGCAGCAGCGGCAUGAAGCUCGUCGUCACCGUCGCCGCUGCCACCGCCGCGUCGCCGCCGCCCAAGGCCUCCCCUACCCCGACCCCGGACAGCCCUGACACCACGCCGGACACCACGCCGACGUCCCCGUCGACCAGCACCGGCGGUUCCACGACCAAGACCCCGGCCACCGUGCUCGCGCCCCCGACCAAGCAGUCAGAGUCGGGCGCCACCGGGCUCAGGGCCACGGCGUUGGCUGGCCUGGGCGUCGCCGGGCUUGUGGCCGCGGCACUCUUCUAGGGCCCAGGCCAGGGUGGAGGCAGUGCUUGUAUGUUAGCAGGUUACAUAUCAUUUCGAUCAACUCAUCGUGUCGAUCGUUGCUGAGGAGCGAAGGUUUCUUUUGAGAGA
Molecule: messenger RNA, 802 nt
Organism: Lolium rigidum
Lineage: Eukaryota; Viridiplantae; Streptophyta; Magnoliopsida; Poales; Poaceae
Product: blue copper protein-like
Exons: 2
Coding region: 89-694 (201 amino acids)
Cellular component (GO): plasma membrane
Molecular function (GO): electron transfer activity
Source: RefSeq, a predicted model, not a curated record